AUGGCGACGGCGGCGCUCCAGCGCGUGGCGAGGAGGCUCGGCGGCCGCGCGCUGCAGGAGGAGGUGCAGCUCCCGAGGUUCCUCCACAGCGGCAAGCCUGCCUGUUCCGGCGCCUCCGUCGGAGGAAGCGGCAGCGCAAAGGGCCCUAGGGUUGAUGCGGCGAAAGAGGAUUUCACGCAGCAAAUCAAAAGCCUGAAAGAGGGCUUGUACACCACUUUUGCCAGAUGGGAACGGGACAAGCUGUUCGAUGGCACUCUGGCACGCCAAAACGGUCAGCUGCUGGAGCAACUUUCUGUGCAAGUCAAGCCUAGACCCAAUGACCCACUCUGGCGCAAACAUCGGCGCGGAAAACGGGUCCAUGAUUUCAUGUUCUAUGGAGGGUUGUUUUGUUCUAGCUAUCUGGCCUUGGGUGGGGUGCUUGACUUCUUCACAGGACCAGAUCAUUCCAAGGAAAGGAAAAGUAUCGAGCCAUCGGUUUAGUCGUAAUCAUCUCUAGGUUACUUAUUUCGAUUUCAUCGCAGGAUCAACUACUGCAUGUCUCAUAGUCGGUUGUAAAAUUCAUGUAACUCUCCCGAAUUCAAUAGAGGACGCAUAUGUCUGUCUGAUAACGUGGGUCAACUUUUCAUGCAGUUUUUUUACGUUGAUCGUAGGAGCUC
Messenger RNA from Triticum dicoccoides, 656 nucleotides. RefSeq lists its product as uncharacterized. The coding region runs from base 1 to 480 and encodes 159 amino acids. NCBI's taxonomy places the organism in Eukaryota, Viridiplantae, Streptophyta, Magnoliopsida, Poales, Poaceae. The record is from RefSeq and is a predicted model, not a curated record. The transcript is spliced from 3 exons.